Molecule: messenger RNA, 1155 nt
Organism: Anopheles darlingi
Lineage: Eukaryota; Metazoa; Arthropoda; Insecta; Diptera; Culicidae
Product: NADH-cytochrome b5 reductase-like
Exons: 1
Coding region: 121-1155 (344 amino acids)
Molecular function (GO): oxidoreductase activity
Source: RefSeq, a predicted model, not a curated record
GCUUAUCCUUUUUCUGGCUAAAUUGUGAAAUUCACAGCGAUUAGCAAGUUCCAGGAUGACGAAUUCGUGGACCCAAAACGUAGCUGUCACGCCGCCGUGAGUUUGUUUACGGUUCUCGGCAUGAGCAGCGAGGAGAUUGAGGAGCAGCUACCGGAAUGUUGCGGAUCUGGAUGUACAAACUGUGUGCUGGACCUCAAACCUGAUCGUCAUCAACCAUCAGUUGGCGUCAGUAACGUGUUUGAUCGUACGUAUCAACGAUUCACCUGCUGCGAGAUCACACAAGAGACAGAGCAGGUGUUUCGAUUCCGGUUUCAGCUGCAACAGGAACGAGUUCCCGGUCAAACACUGUAUAUACCCCCGGGAUGCCAUCUGCUGUUACGUGCGCCCCGGCACAGGAGCAACGAUCUGGCGGAUGAAAAGCUAAAAUCAUGGCGCGAGAACCAUCCCGCAUCCUGCCAUACCCGGCCGGCGCCUACUGCUCGCAUCAAGAAGUACGACACAAAGGAAGACGAUCUGUACCUUAGUAGGCCGUACACACCGGUGGCUCAUCGACGGGAAGAUUGCAGCUUCGAGGUGCUCAUAAAAAUGGAACCGGACGGCGCUAUGACCGAUUACCUAUUGUCGCUAAACGUCGGAAGUGUUACGGAAUGGAAGGGAGUAUACGGAGAAUUCUCGUGGGAUCGUAAUCGGUAUCGCAAUCUGGUGGCCUUCACUCAAGGAGUAGGCAUAGCACCCAUCUACACCGCGUUCCGAGCGAUCCUGGAUGACGAGGAGGAUGAAACACACCUAACUUUGGUGGCCUGUUUCCGCGAUCUCCAGAGUGUGCUAUUGCGCGAUCGAUUGCGCGAGAUGGCCAGCUAUUGGAACUUCCGAUAUUCUAUCUACACCUCCAGGAAGAGCAGCGAUGCUGUUAGCACCUUCCGUUCGGAUCCGAUUAAAUACAAGGAACCAAUUUACGAACAACGGCUGGAUGGAAAGGAUGUCGAACGUUUAUUGAGUAGCCUACCGUCGAGGGCAAGCGAUUCCUUGCUCGUACUGCUUUGUGGGACCGAACCAUUUACAAGAUUCCUCACAGGAUGCUUAGAAAAGAUGGGAAUAGAAAACUGUUUUACAUUCUACACCGUGGCCAGAGUGCAUUCAAGCCUUCCUCGAUGA